Haliotis rufescens (red abalone) is the source of this 10497-nucleotide messenger RNA. RefSeq lists its product as uncharacterized. Lineage: Eukaryota; Metazoa; Mollusca; Gastropoda; Lepetellida; Haliotidae. The transcript has 9 exons. The record is from RefSeq and is a predicted model, not a curated record. Bases 682 to 1707 code for a protein of 341 amino acids.
CAGUGAAUGUGUUAGAGAUCAAGAGAUAUGGAAUUACUGAACAAUUGCCUGACUGAUGGUGUACCGCGUACUGCGUGAGGUGAACAUCUGACCUGAGAUAACAUGCAGGGUUACACAGAUAAGUUGGGACAGGCUAUGUGUAAACAUGCACUGUGAGCCACCCCCAGUCUUGCUGGCUCAAUGUGAAUUCUAGGCAGGUAUUUCGUGUCAGAUGUGUGUAUGUGCUCUUCCGGUUCAGGCAAAAGUAAACAAGGAGGUCUCUAAAAGCUGGAUUGAUUGAGGUUGAUUUGUUUGGAAAUAAUCAAGGUUUAAGGGAAUGUCCUUGACUUUUCACUGGAAAAUAUAUUUCCUGAUUUUAGACGUCAAAGGAAAAGUAUACCGAGAUCUUGGAUGACUGGUGAUAUCUUUGGAAAAAUCAUAACAAGGGAAUGUCCUUGAUGACUUGUUGGAAGAUAUAUUUCCUGAUUUUAGAAGUGAAUGGAUUUGGUCAUCAGUUGAGGGAAGGCUUGGACUCUGAGUUCAUGUGAUGGUUGUGCUGGUGUUUGAGAGGAAGACCAGGCUUGUUAAGGAGGGGAAAUGAGCCGGUUGUGUCAAGUAGACGUUUUCUUGUAGUGAUCGUGAUGUGAGUUAGAGGACUUGUGGACUAGCACCGUGUAGCCGUACAGUGUAGCUGAUCUCGAGAUGCAUCGGCUGUCAAACUCCCCGAGGCCCAAGUCGUCAGCCAUGUAUGAGUACAUCGACUCCGACUCUCACUAUGAGGAUGUUCGCGGAACCCUUGCAAGGAGUGUGUCACAGACACCUAAUGGAGGCCAUGACGUGAGGCAGUCAGUGGUGUCCGAGUCGAGGUCUGCUAUGACUGAUGUGACGAUGAAUACAGAUGAUACUGCUGCCAUCUUCCGCUCAGCCGCUGAUAAGAAGAAACGCUACAACCCGCUGUACCAGCCCGGAGGUGAGUCCGCGUCAUCAUCGUACGCCCGCAAGAAGAAGCAGCAGAAGCAAUCCAGUCUGGAGCGUCACGUGCAAGUCCAGUGUGCCUUCCUCCUCCUCCUCAGCAUCCUCGCCCUGGCCGCCCUGGCUCUCAGCCUGUACCUCCUCGUCUUUCAAGUUAUGGAUCACAACAAAUUUGUGCUGAGCAGACUCAACAGCCUUGAAGAGAUUAAUAAGAAACUGUCACAAGAAAAUGAAGCACUCCUGGUGAUUGUGACGGCAGCAGGCUUCAACACUUCCUUGACGACAUCUCCGUUCAUUAAAACUUUGACCAAUGCCAGUGAGACAGUGUUGACAUUUGAGGAAAAACUCAACAGUCUGGAUCAACAAAUGACCUUCACCCAGCAGAAUGUGUCACAGACGUUGGACUACUGGACGGCCUACUUCAAUGAAAGCAUCGUGAAGACCCAGAAGAUGCCGGGACCACAGGGUCCAGCAGGGGUCGGGAACCUGUCAGCAUGUGAAUACAAAAAGGUGACAAGUACUGCAGUCUCCUCCUCCUCUCCAUCCAGGACCUCCUUCCAGCCAGAGAUGAGCCAGCUGGAGAGCAAGGUUGUGAUGUUUGCUGCUUGUGGUGUGGAAGGUGGCACGGGUUCUUCCCUGGACCCGUAUGUCAUCACCCCCAACAAGGUACAGUACAGGUGUGUAUGUUCCGGACAGACCUCCAGCAAAGACAGAAUCUGCCACAUCCAUUUGCUUUUGUGUCCAAGAGAAUCAUAGUGCCUGUGUGUUACCAUAGUGAUGGCAUGGGUGCUGGGAUUCCACAGGACUCUCACCAGCUGUUGCUGGAGAUGGUGGAAGAUAUUCAAGGAUGUGAAGGAGGUGUGUCAUUUGGGAUCCUGAACCAGAAUCACAACACAGGACAAGAAUCCCUUUUUACCGCUAUGGAGGAUCUUGUUUUUUAAUUGCCUCACAUUUGCUCAGCAUUCCUCAGAAAGGACUGAAGUCCAGCCUUAUUUCCAGGAGGGACUCCUUUAACAAUACCACUGGGCCUUGUGUGUAUUCCUCCCUCAUGUUGAAGAAGUCCGGCCUUAUUUCCAGGAGGGACUCCUUUAACAAUACCACUCGGCCUUGUGUGUAUUCCUCCCUCAUGUUGAAGAAGUCCGGCCUUAUUUCCAGGAGGGACUCCUUUAACAAUACCAUUGGGCCUUGUGUGUGUUCCUCCGUUAGUUGAAGAAGUCAGGCCUUAUUUCCAGAAGGGACUCCUUUACCAAUACCAUUGGGCCUUGUGUGUGUUCCUCCGUUAGUUGAAGCAGUCAGGCCUUAUUUCCAGAAGGGACUCCUUUACCAAUACCAUUGGGCCAGUGUGUGUUCCUCCCCUAUGUUGAAGCAGUGACUGAGGUGGACUAGUGCCAUGGAUCAUGUUGACUCUGAUAGAUGUAUGGGUGGUAUGGGAUGAGAUAUGUGUGAGAUGAUAGAUACUACAACAUAGAGACAGUGCCUUGAUUGAAGGCAGGCCUUAGGGGGACAGAACCACUGGUAGUGUGCAUGGAGUGUAUAUUAAUGGCACACAAGUCACCUUGUGCCUCAUGUCCCUGAUGCCUUGAUGAAGUCUGUCAUCUUAUAAGGGACUGACCAUUUGCUAUUCUGGGAAAGGGGACAUGGAUUUUGGGGGAAAUAAACUUAAUGUAAAAAAAGAACAUUGCCUCAGUUUAAAAAAAUAGAAAUUAAUGUUUGCUGGGUAUCACGGAUGUGAUGGAAGUCUACCAACACUUACAAAGGUGAGGCUGCUGUGUUCUGCCGCUUCACCGUAGGAUGAAGCUGAACCUAGGAUCAGUUCAGAUGCAGCCCAAAGUAACCUGCAUUCUCUCUUCAUUAGUGUGAAGGUGAAGGCUGACUGGUGUCCGUCCUAGAGAUGGGCGUAAUACAGCACAAAGUGUAGGGACAGAGUGCCAGCCAAGCCUCGGAGCACUAGAUCCUGCGAUGCAUGCUUCAGCUGGUGCUUAUAUAGUACUCGAUAAGGAUGCUGCAUGAUAGUUGCUAUGCAAUCAUUUAUGGACUUUUCUGUAUUAUUCAAGUGCUAACUGGUUGUGAGAUUUGGAUAUGCUUCAUGCAUUAUCAUUGUAUAUUCGGCCUUGUACUUGUACAUUGUAUAGUUUCAUGUGCGUAAGACGUGUGAAAUUAGGAUUGAUGAUAGUAUUAGAUGAACUUGUAAUGUAUGCUUGAUGAAUUUAUUAUUAGAUUUCAGACCAAAAAUUAUAAAAAUGUCCUCUUAUUUUUUAUUUGACGUGCAUUUUAAUUUUUCUCAUUUUUGUCUUUUUAAACAAUCUCUUUAGAGCAUCUGUGAAGAUUAAAUGCUUAUGAAUGUUAUGAGGACAGGAACUAAUCACUUCAUCUGUAGGCAUGUCAGGGCAAUAAAAUGAUAUGGAUUGGAUGUUUGUUCGUGAGGUGGGCGGGGAUGAAAAUGAAAAAAGUAUUUAUUAUGGCCAAUAAGUACAGUAUUUGCUUUUUAUGUACAUCAAGACCACAUGCAUGUUACUGCCUCAACUAGUACUACUGCCUUACUAGUCCUCAAGUAUUGCUUUAUAAAGUAAAAGAUGUUUCUUGGUCACAAGAUCUCAGAAGAUCUCAGGUUUCAGAUUGUUAGUGUGUAAUAACAGUUGACCUGUUUUGCAUAUAACCUCAAACCAAAUUUAACCUGAAUCAUCUUGGUCAUGCAGGUUCAACAUGACUGUCAUUUCGACCAACUUGUGUUAUUCUUGGACAAGCUGAAUAGCAACUCGUGCCUGUCUUGUAGCCAUUUUUGUGACUGUUCACCCUAAGCGCCAACGGGCAUAGUUAAAAGAAUUGUCAACUUGUUGCAUAAUGUUUCACGUAUAUUUUCCCCCAUGUCAUAGAUAUUCCAGUUGCUACUGAAAACACAUCAGGACUUACAGUAUUUAUACAGUAUGAUUGAAAAUAUUUAACUGUACCUAGGGUAUAUUUGUAGAUGCAAGACAUAAGUAAAAUCGAAAAAUAUUCCUUAGGGAUUCUUUGACUGAAGUACUUGAAGUCAUAUGCGCAUUCUGAUUGGUUUGUAGUAUUUUCCUACAUAACAUUCAUCGAUAGGGGGACGAGGGACGAGGGACCUGCAGGUUACGGAAAGGGUUGAGUGGUGACGAGUGCAUGACUGUUUGUAUUUAAAUGUAACCUUGAUCAGUGGUGCCAUGACAUUCUUCCUUGAUCAAAACUUACCUUUUAACUUGUGAUAUUUAUGAGAAAUAUUAUUAGACGUUCUAUGCACCAUAGAAGUCAUUUUUCUUUUGUUUGGAAUUAUGUAUAUAGUUUUCUUAUAAAGUCACUCGAGAGAAAUGAAUAUUUAAAUUAGUGCAUUAUAUGCUUGUGUUGAACACAAAUACGUAUUUGCAAAUACUUCAUGGUAUAGUUCAACCUUCAUUGAGCUAAUUUUCUGUUGAGUGAGUGAGUGAGUAUGGUUUUACGCCGCUUUUAGCAAUAUUCCAGCAAUAUCACGGCGGGGGACACCAGAAAUGGGCUUCACACAUUGUACCCAUGUCGGGAAUCGAACCCGGGUCUUCUGCGUGACGAGCGAACGCUUUAACCACUAGGCUACCCGACCGCCCCAAUUUUCUGUUGAACAGUUACCAUACUGUUAAUUUUGAAGAUAUAUUUUAACUGCCUCGUAUCAGUGUAUUUGAGUGGUUUGUUGUUUUGUUUGGCUAGUUUGUAUCAUAUAUUUGGUUCUACAUACCGUAUUCGACGUAAUAAGCUCCCGAGCGAUAUUUGCUGAUAUAUUGGCUAGUGAACAAUCCCAAUUAGCACCCCUUCCGAUUGAUCAAUGUACACAAGACUUAUUUAUUCUUGUAUAAUACGCACUCGGGUGUUAUCUGCACCCUCAAUUUUGGGCAAUUAAAUUCUGGAAAAUAUAUAUUGUGUAUAAUACACACAGACUUUUCUUUUGUAUCAUUUCAGGCUGUCAGCAUAAACCAUGAAAUUUACGAUCUUUCAACUCUGUUUUUUUUUCACCAAAAUUUUAUUCUAUUAAGAGCCCCCUAUUUCUAAUUUUGAGAGCCUCCUGGGCGCUUUUUGUGUCAAAUACGGUAAAUGUAUAUCCCUUGUCAAAGAUUCCAAAACCAUCGACUGAAGGGAGCAUACCGGCAUUUGUAAGCUGUAGGAGUUUUUGUUAUUUUUGUAAGCUUUACAACAUUACUUUCAUGACAACUGGUUAUGAUAUUCAAAGACAGUGACAUCUUGUUAAUUCAAAGUCAAGGGGAUUUUGUAAUUCUUUCCAUACUUGAAUUGUGGAGUUCCAAUAUUAGACAACAGUGCUGAUACAGAUUCUUCUGCAACAAUGAUAUAACAUCGUAAGUGAUGUUUUAAAUUGAUUGAGUUUAAAUUAACAAUGUUUCACUGUUGUUGUCUUCCAUUAUAGAGAAGCUCACAAAAAUAGGCUGUUCUUCUUGUAUGAUUAGACAUGGCUUUACAACUUUAUAUGCUUGAAAGCAUUACAUACAAAUGGCAUAAAGCUAUUAUUUGGAAACAGAUUAUGCAUUGUUGAUAUAUUGACACCUCUAUUGUAUACAAGUCUUUAAGAACAUUAUUGUAUUUUGCAACCAUUUCAAGAAGCAUUUUAUUUUUCUGAUCUAUUGGCAUCUGUGAAUGUUUUAUAUGAUGUAAUUUAUUUACAUGAUAUAUUUAAUUAAUUAUCAAAACAGGAUUCCUUUUGUUUUUCUUACUGCUGAUCUUCAAUUAAUUGCAUUUGUAAAAUGUAUUUCAAGUGAAAACUGUGUAUUUUUUAUGAACUUUGAUAUUGUCAGUGUCACAAUGGAAAUCAGUAUUAUUCUGUAUUUAAUGAAUCAGUUUCUUAAGAUGAUAAUGAAGCUGGAAUAGAAUUGUUAAAACCAUGUUUUUAAGUUUUUUUUAUGAUGUAAUUGAAUUAGGCAUAGUGUAAUGUACUUAGUUAUAUUUCUCAUUCCAACUUUAAGUGGUAUAUGGUUAUUUGACCUUAUAAUAACUUUUCUUGAAAGGCACCAAGGUAUAGGGUAUUGAGGUUGCGUAAUUCAUCUUGCCACCAUCAGCAGCCUCUGCAUCUGCAACAUUGUCUGUAGAGGCAUCACACAAGCUGUCCAUGUUUCACAUGUAACAUUAAUUGUUCGGAAUCUCCCAUAAUGCCAUUAUAUUGUAUUAUUUUUCAAACAACUAAAGCCAUGAUCUCAGUAUGUUAUUUUUUAGUUUACCAAAUAGGAAGUCAUCAGCUUCAAAGCUGACCAUCAUAUAUGUGGCAGAAGUCAUCAUUUAUCUUUUAAUGUUGAGUCCUUGAAAUCAUGAAGGGUAGAAUGGAAUUUUAAUGACAGUAUAACUUAGUAUAGUUGUAUGUUUAGUAUAGCGGUAAGCUUGCAUUGCAUGUCAACAGUGGAACAGUUCAAUCAAGCACCUAAGGCAUUUCUGUGAAAUCUGAGUACCGGUAUAUCUUUGCAAGGCAGUAGAUUAUGGUCUGAUACUGUAGUGUCACAAGCUCUACUGCAAACUGAGAGUUCAACAAAACAUAAAAUGUAUGUCUAGCUAGACUUUAGCCUAUAGUCAUGUUUAGUAUAUUUUCUGCAGUAUGUAUAUCAGGAUAUAAAUUCAUUCCACCUGAUCAAAUGGCAAUCCCUAAAUGGACAAGAGCCUUUUUGUAUCAUUCCCUAAUGCAGUUACUUUAGAAUUAUGGCUGUAAGCAUAAUGUUUUAUCAAUCACAACAUUGCUCAAACCCUUUAUGGCAUUUGAUAUUUGAACAUUUAUGUCCUAGGUGAGAGCAUGUUUGUCACAACUCAGACUUGUUGAAUUAUUUUUAAGUUUGACAAAUGCUGUAAUUUCUGGGUAACAUUCAUCAUUGGCAGGACACUGACAAAGGGAGCAAGAAACAGGUUUCUAUAAUGGAAAGCAUGUUAUAUUUGAUUUAGUGGCUCUAUGUUUAAAAUUGUUACAGGAAGUUGAAUGUAUUUUAGUUUUAGUUUCACUUUUUGUUCAAGGAAAAAUGUUCGUCAGUUUGGCUGCCUACAUCUGGCUUAUGCAAAAGAGUAAAGUGAUUAUGAAUGUCCUGUUUCCACCCUUGCUGAACUAGGCUGCAGUUUCUAUUUUGGCAGGACUAACGAGUCUAUGAAUAGUGCAAUCAAAUUCACACAAUGAAAUUGACAUCUGGUUCAUAAAAAAAUGGGGCAUAUGUACCGCCAACUGGGCAUCAACAGAUAUUUUACAAAUCUUUUCAUGUUUUUAAUCGAGGUAUUCAUGUCAUUAGAUGCACUUUGUGAGGUAAGACAUGUUCUAUUAGAAUAUAGAUCUUGAUUAUUGAUCAGAUUGUCUUCACUGGGAGCCGCCAUUUUGUUUCAAGGAAAUGCAAGUGGUAUGAGACGUGGAAUCUGAUUGGUCAAUACGAGUUACAUAGAGCAUAUAAUGGGGCAAAGAGGGACCUAACUUGUAAUAGCCACUGGUGGCGCUUUGAUCGAGCCACAAAGUUCCAGCCUAGUUCGGCAAGGGUGAUAACUGGACUUUUGUAGUCAUUUUACACCCUUGCCUUCAGAAAAUGGGAAGCCUGAUGGUAAAGGUGUUUGCUUGUCACUCAGAAGACCAGAGCACUUCUUACAUCGAAUAUGGUAACUUACUCAGUCAAGGCAUUGUGCUUAUUAUAUUUGGACAGUAGUAUGUUUUUUCUGUGUUAUGAUUUGAUUUAAUGUUUGGCUGUGUGACCAUCUGCAUCUGUGGACCAGAUGAUCUGGCUAUCACGGUGCGAAGUUUUACCUGAUAGUCAUGAUCAGAGAGUUGACUUACCCUGCAAGGUCUUGUAUUCUUCAGGAGACCUUCUGUCAUUGGGUUUCUGAAUAAACAACAAUGGCACAUGUUGCAAGCUUAGAUAGGAUCUCUCGUUGACUUUCAUGAUUGUCAUGUCAUGUUGACGUGUUGAAACAGUGUGGUACAUUGCUCAUAAUAUGUACCAUUGGUUUGUCUGUCCCAGACUCGAUUAUUUACAGUCUGUUGUGAAAUCACUAGAAUAUUGCAUACUCCAAUGUAAGACAACAAACACAACAUGGGAUCCAACUGCCAGCUGUAGUCUUCUUAGACAAUGCUGAAUUGUUUUAUAAAAGUUGUUUUUGUUUCAUGAUCACAAACAUUUAUUCUUCAUUUAGUUGUUCCUUACUAUUUUGUUAUGAAACUAUCUUUACAUCGAAUGAUUUUGUUGAUUUUUGAGAGAAGGAAAUAAUUUUGAAAAAAUGUUGCUUGGCUGACAUUAUUUUCAUUGGUCUUAAUGUUGUAGUCUCACCAAUGUUAGAAAUGGCAAAGGGUGCAUAAGUAUGUAGUUUGCUUACAAUUAUUUACACGUUCAUACUAUUUGUCUUUCAGUUAUAAUUGUUCAUAGUAUGCUCCACUACGAGUCUGUUUGGCAGAUAUUAUAUUUCAAUAUUAUUUUAUUGAUUGUUUUAAAAUAUGGCAAGAAACAAAUAUGAUUUUUAUCAUGAUGCAUUCAUCAGAUGUUUAUGCAUUGUUUUGAUUUAUGAAUGUAAGCUUCAUUUCAUGUGACCUAUAUACAAUUUGUAUAUGUAUAUAUGUAUAUUCAAUGCGACAGGCACACUUAUUUUUCCUGCUUUUCUACAUAAUCCGGGUACCAUGUUAUUUGUAGAGCAAUAGCUGAUCAUGUGUUACUUACUUGUUGGCGCCAUAUUUUUUUCACUAAGUGAUCUUAGUACUAAGACUGUCGGUUGUCCUGUAUGGGAUUUCGGCAGUUGUUGCGCUACGAUGGCUGUGUGAAAUAGGGCCGAGUGUAGCCUGCAGAGGAUAUCUAAAUGAUCAGUUAUUUAAUGGGUUUCAUGUAUCAUGGGAGUUUACUUUGCAAUGUGGUGUAAAUUGUGCAGAAAAUGCACAUAAAUAUAUUACGGCUGCAAUAAAUAUUUACCUGUCAUUUCCUAGCCUAGGUUCAUUAUUCUUGUUAAAAUGUUUAUGACGAUCUUGGUGAGUAUUUAGAAACAUUAGAUUGAUUAGAUUAGUUACUGAUUAUGAAACAAAAGACUUAGGGUGGCAAUUGCCCGAUUUUGACAUGUUACAAUAUACGCAUGUUAAGGAGGUUCUUGGACUUGACACACAAUGUCAUAGUGUCAUUAUAACUUUGUACAUCCGGGGUGCCAAACAACCCAGCUGGAAAUGAAGUGACAUGAACACUACAGUGUUAACACAUUCCACAUUAAUCUAUGCUUUUACCCUGUCUUUUGUGUGAGACAUUUGAUAAUGCACGUUACUAGCCAUUAAAGGUAUGUUUCAUUGUAUUAACAGAAGGAGAUUGAUGGGUGAGAUGUGCCAUCAUUUUAUACACUGUCAGUAAAUGCUUGUGACUGUUUAGCAUGCUUCAAGGAUAGGUAUAUCUGUCAGUCAGGGAUAGACCCGGCCACUUGUCCGUUAGUCCAAGAAUACUGAAAAUCUUCUGAAACUUGUUGAUUUCUCCUAAAAUCGAUCUAAUUUACAUGAAACUACUUGUCCAAAUUGAAUUGUGGACUAGUUGGAUUUGACCAAUUGGGUCUACCCCUGACAAUGUUGUUAUGUAAAUAUAUACAAGAAAAUAUGGAAGUAGAAUAGAAGACUUAUCUACCAGACUGAAGCCUGAUUCUUGUAAAAACAUUUAGACUAAUAGGUAAGUUAUGCCACUCGAAUCUGAAGCUCUGGUUAAGAUAAAGUAAGUGUCAUGUGAUAUAUUGUUUAACGACAAAAAUUAUUUAAAACUAUAUGGUUAAACUACAAGUCACAAAUGUUUGCAUUUCUUUCUGACAAUGAACCCAUUCCUUCUGACUUUUAUAUGUUUGAAUAAAGAUAAAACUUCAGUCAACUUCAGUGUAUGCAUGACCAGAUCGUUUUAUACGUGUAUGUAAAUACAUUUUGUCCAGGGCUAUGGUCAAACUAUUCCAAAUCAGACUUUUUGUACCUAUCUCUUGAGACAGUACCCGGGUAGGGUCGGGUAACAGGGGGUUGGUUACCUGGGCCCACUUGCACAAAGCGAUCUUAGCGCUAAGAUGAUCGUAACUCCCAUACUUUAGCAUAGGCUUACAAUAGUCUUAGCGCUAAGAUCGCUUUGUGCAAGUGGGCCCUGGGUAGUAAAUUUGGACUCAUCCCAGGCCCACAGUGAGGGAUAAUUGAUAGUCUAAGAUUCAUGUCAUUAAACUAUUAAAUGGCCAUAUGUUAAGGCAGAACAAAAAUUAGUAUCCAUUAUUAGAGGUAUCACUAAUGUGCUGACAUUUUUGUGCUAGGUUGUGCAUUAACUAUUUUGAAUAUUUUUUGUAUAUUUGUAAUCAAUGUCAUAGGUUAAGUGCUCUGAUUGUAUGAAUGUAUUAUAUCAGAAGUUUAUGAAGCUUCAUCACUAUCAAAUACAUAUAAUCAAAUAUGCAAGUAGUCCUCUUGAAAAUGAAUUGCUGUUAUCUUGAAAGGUAAAGAUUUGUGGUCAACUGAGGAUAGAUGUUUGUAUCUUAUGAAGUAUUUUGAUGUUUUGUCUUCACAUGCCAUGUGAGAUUAUGAUAUUUUAUCACAUUUUGAUUAAAGAUUUUGAAAGAAAAAUG